Truncatella angustata is the source of this 306-nucleotide messenger RNA. RefSeq names its product nucleosome binding protein. Lineage: Eukaryota; Fungi; Ascomycota; Sordariomycetes; Amphisphaeriales; Sporocadaceae. The record is from RefSeq and is a predicted model, not a curated record. The transcript has 3 exons. The coding region runs from base 1 to 306 and encodes 101 amino acids.
AUGCCUAAGGAGACAGCUACCAGACGCGGCAAGUCCGACAAGGUCGUUAAGGCCAAGCGUGACCCCAACGCUCCCAAGCGUGGUCUGUCUGCCUACAUGUUCUUCGCCAACGAGCAGCGUGAGAACGUCCGUGAUGAGAACCCUGGUAUCUCCUUCGGUCAAGUCGGCAAGAUCCUCGGUGAGCGAUGGAAGGCCCUCAACGACAAGCAGCGUACCCCCUACGAGGCCAAGGCCGCUGCCGACAAGAAGCGUUACGAGGACGAGAAGGCAGCCUACCAGGCUGGUUUAGAUGAUGAUGAGGAUUAA